UUCAUUGUAUUAUCACUAUUGUGACGAGAUGUGCGUUAACGGAUGGAAAUAGUUUUUUCCCCGCUCAAUGCUCAUGUGUGUGGUGAAGAGAAUGAGAGAGUAAGACAAAAAUAGAAUAAGAGUAAUGUGGAAGAAGUCCAAGUGCGAGAAGAGAUGGCGCAGACGCGCGCUCCUCUCGGAUGGAGCGUGGCCGAAAGGUUUGAAAGUUUUCCCCCGGAGUGUCGUGCAGUUUUCGUUCAGUUGUUGCAGACUGCGAAGAUCAACCUCACCGAAGACCGCAUUCUUAUUUCAAAUACAAUUAACUUGCGGUUAUCCGGUGAUACGCGGACCUCUUUACAAAGGACAAACUCGAUGUCAUCCAAUAUUCAACGGCAAUCAGCAAUGUCCAUUAAAAUUCUAACGCUCCUCUUGAUCAUCCAUCUGUCGUGUCUGGAGUGCUCAAUCCGUCUGAUGAAGGCGGUACCCGUGGAAGAUGCUGCGAUGACCUCGACUUCUUCGGUGGUCCUGGGUUUCUCGCAGCGCGGAAACUAUCUUCGCGUGGACAACGGCAAUUCUUCAAGCAGAAAGCGCCGCUCUCCGCUAAACGAUCACGUUAGCAGGAACAUCACUAUGGUUUUGGAGAAUCUGCUGAAGAACUACGAGAGCUCACAGCUUCCCACGCACGGGCAAGAUAAACCGACGGUUGUGCAGACAAAUAUUCUAAUCAGGAGUAUGGGUCCAGUUUCCGAGUUGGAUAUGGAGUACUCGAUGGAUUGUUACUUCCGGCAAUAUUGGCGAGACCGGAGGCUGUCGUUCUUCGGCCCGAUAAAGUCUUUAUCUCUGUCGAUCAAGAUGCUGGAGCGGAUCUGGCGUCCGGACACUUACUUCUACAACGGAAAGAACUCUUACGUGCACACCAUAACUGUUCCCAAUAAGCUGUUGCGCAUCAGCCAGGACGGAGACAUACUCUAUUCGAUGAGAUUGACGAUCAAAGCCAAGUGCCCGAUGGAGUUGAGAACAUUCCCCAUGGACCGUCAGUCAUGUCCUCUUAUCCUUGGAAGCUAUGCUUACACUUCUCGUGAGUUGGUCUACCAAUGGCAGAACGAGGCGAGCGUUAAUUUCGUACCCGGAAUGACUCUGUCCCAGUUCGACCUGAUGAGCUUUCCCUACCGCAAUUUCACUUUCCGUCGCAGGGAAGGCGACUUCUCGGUGCUGCAGGUAUCAUUCAACCUGCAACGGCAUACAGGCUACUUUCUUAUACAGGUCUACGUCCCGUGCAUCCUCAUCGUCGUUCUCUCAUGGGUGUCCUUCUGGAUACAUCGUGAAGCGACUAGCGAUCGCGUCGGUUUGGGCAUCACCACCGUUCUCACGCUCUCCACGAUAAGUCUGGACUCUCGCACCGACCUUCCGAAAGUGCGCUACGCCACUGCCCUGGACUGGUUUCUCUUGAUGAGCUUUUUCUACUGCAUCGCCACCCUCCUCGAAUUUGCCGGCGUACAUUAUUUCACCAAAGUUGGAAGCGGUGAAAUCCCCGUCGACGAGGAGGAAUGGGAAGACUGCGACAGCUUCGAUGAACCUUUGCAAAUCGAUCCGCUGCAGAUCGCUAAUUGCAAUCAGAUCGGAGGCCGCCGACGGAACUCCAUCAUUUGUCCAAUUUACAAUGAUCCUUCAUUACAUUACGGCAGCCGCAGGAUGUCGAUCUGCUCGACGUCUCCUUCCAUCCAUCAAACGCCACCACCUCCGCCUAUCAGAUUGACGAUGGAAAGGACCACCCAAACAGAGUAUAGACUUCCCAAGUGGCGACAGUUCUGGUACUGCCUCAUCGGAGAUGAUAAGUUUAGGAAGCGAAGGCAACGCGAAGCAGCCGCAAUCGCCGCCGAUGUUGCAGGCAACGAUCAUGGUGCCAGACAUGUGAACAGCGUGUCCUACAUAGACCGGGCGGCACGCGUUCUCUUCCCGACUUCCUUCACGCUGCUGAACGUAAUUUAUUGGGUGGUUUAUUACACUUACCAGGAAGAUUUUAAAUGGGGCGACCCUCCGCUGCACACUCUCAGUCAUUAAACCGACCAAAUUGUGUUGAUUAAUUAAUGCCAAACCAUCGCAAAACCCCUCCACGUACCAUUCCCUCCUCCGUUCACCCAUUUCAAAAUAUCCUCGAAAACCUGAAUUAAUCCACCUCCGGCUCAUUACACACGUCCGCUCCACUCCUAAGAAAUUGCUGUAAGUAAUGGAGAACCUCGAACGAAGAACAUCAUUUCAAAAGUCCACCCACUUUAAUUAUGCAGACAAUUCUCGUGACGAUUGGCCAAAGUGUUUUCAUUAUUAUAGGCAACUGUUUGUAUUGCGUUUCUAGAAAGCCAAUCACUGGCCAUUUGAAUUGUAGAGGAAGCCCGUUGCCCGUGAUUGGUUGCAAUGCAGAACAUGGAUUCCCGCAAUCGCAUCUAAGACUUAAGCAUUCAUAAAAUUAUGAAAAUGAAAAUAUAUAUUGAGUAAUUAUAGCCGAUCUAUUAUAUUUA
Nicrophorus vespilloides is the source of this 2495-nucleotide messenger RNA. RefSeq names its product gamma-aminobutyric acid receptor alpha-like. The transcript has 9 exons. Gene Ontology annotation, molecular function: extracellular ligand-gated monoatomic ion channel activity; GABA-A receptor activity; neurotransmitter receptor activity. Gene Ontology annotation, biological process: nervous system process; chemical synaptic transmission; monoatomic ion transmembrane transport. NCBI's taxonomy places the organism in Eukaryota, Metazoa, Arthropoda, Insecta, Coleoptera, Silphidae. The coding region runs from base 154 to 2040 and encodes 628 amino acids. Gene Ontology annotation, cellular component: neuron projection; membrane; synapse. The record is from RefSeq and is a predicted model, not a curated record.